Arachis duranensis is the source of this 627-nucleotide messenger RNA. RefSeq lists its product as uncharacterized. The transcript has a single exon. Bases 1 to 627 code for a protein of 208 amino acids. NCBI's taxonomy places the organism in Eukaryota, Viridiplantae, Streptophyta, Magnoliopsida, Fabales, Fabaceae. The record is from RefSeq and is a predicted model, not a curated record.
AUGGCUCCAUAUGAGGCUUUGUAUGGUAGAAAAUGUCAAUCUUCACUAUUUUGGUAUGAAACUGGAGAAAGAAGUUUACUAGGGCCUGAGAUGAUAGCUGAGACUACUGAGCAAAUAAAGAAGAUUCGUAGCCGAAUGCUUAUAGCCCAGAGCAGUCAGAAGAAUUAUGCUAAUCAAAGGCGAAAGCCUUUGGAAUUUGAAGAAGGGGAGCAUGUUUUUCUAAAAUUUACACCAACAACUGGAGUGGAAAGAGCUAUUAAGACUAAGAAACUAAAUUCCCGUUAUAUUGGACCGUUUGAGAUCCUAAAGAGAAUUGGGCCAGUGGCUUAUAAAAUCACCUUACCGCCAUAUCUUUCAAAUUUGCACGACGUGUUCUAUGUAUCACAACUUUGGAAGUAUACUCCUGAUGUGAGUCAUGUUCUGGAACCGAAACAAAUUCAAGUAAGAGAAGAUCUAACACUUCCAAUAACUCCAGUGAGAAUUGAUGACACCAGUGUUAAACGACUACGUGGGAAGGAAGUAUCACUGGUAAAAGUAGCUUGGAUUCAAGUUGGUAUCGAGGAACAUACUUGGGAACUCAAAUCAGAUAUGCGAAAGGACUACCCAUAUCUCUUUUUAGGUAAUUAA